AUGUCUGUGCUCAAUGACAGCCACUACCAGCCACCCUUCUUCCUUCUUUCGGGGAUCCCAGGAUUUGAGGAUGCUCAUAUCUGGAUCUCCAUUCCAUUAAGCAUCAUGUAUGUGAUUGCCAUCUUGGGGAACAGUAUCAUCAUUCACAUAAUACACAAGAAUCCCAGCCUUCAUGAGCCUCAGUAUGUAUUCUUGUCUAUGUUGGAAGCCACUGACACAGGCAUGUCAGCCUCUACACUGCCCACUGUACUUAAUGUCUUUCUUUUCAACCACCGAGAGAUUGAGUUCCAUGGCUGCUUGGCACAAAUGUUCUUUAUCCACACCUUCUCUUCCAUGGAGUCAGCCAUUUUGCUGGCUAUGGCCUUUGACCGCUUUGUGGCCAUACACAACCCACUUCGCUACACUGUGAUUCUGACCCGCUCCCGCAUUGCUCAGAUGGGAAUGGCUGCUACCGCUCGAGGAGUGGCACUGAUGGCCCCCUUGCCCAUCUUGCUCAAACGGCUUCCCUUCUGUAAGAACAUUGUCCUGUCCCACUCUUUCUGCUUCCACCCUGAUGUGAUGAAGCUAGCGUGUGGGUCUAUUCGCAUCAAUAUCAUCUAUGGGCUGGCGUUGGUCCUCUGUUCCUUUGGUGUUGACUCUAUAUUUAUUGUUCUGUCUUAUGCUUUAAUCUUGAAGACAGUCCUGGGCAUUGCUUCCAGGGAAGGACGUCUUAAGGCACUCAACACGUGUGUCUCCCACGUUCUCACUGUCCUCAUUUUCUAUGUUCCACUCAUCGCCUUAGCCCUAAUCCACAGGAUAGGCAGGUACCACUCCCCUCUCCCCCAUGUUACCAUGUCCAAUAUUUUCCUCUUCCUCACACCAGUGCUCAACCCAUUGGUAUAUAGUAUGAAAACAAAACAGAUUAGAAGUGCACUGCAUAGAUUGUUUGCAUUUAAGAGAGCAUGA
Messenger RNA from Otolemur garnettii (small-eared galago), 945 nucleotides. Its product is annotated as olfactory receptor 51I2-like. Lineage: Eukaryota; Metazoa; Chordata; Mammalia; Primates; Galagidae. The record is from RefSeq and is a predicted model, not a curated record. Gene Ontology annotation, molecular function: olfactory receptor activity; G protein-coupled receptor activity. Gene Ontology annotation, biological process: G protein-coupled receptor signaling pathway. The transcript has a single exon. Bases 1 to 945 code for a protein of 314 amino acids. Gene Ontology annotation, cellular component: membrane.